ACACUGUUUUCUCCUUGAUAUAUUGUGUGUGAGAAGGGAUAUCUAAGACCAGAAUAGAGAUAGUAUGGUUUGAAGUGAAAUGUGAGGAAGAAGCAAGUGUUAGAUGGAGCAGCAAACGAAAAGGCUAACAAAAGCAUUAAUCAAGAACAGCAGCAAUCCUCAGCUGGCAUGGCAACUCUUGAGACGCACUCUGUCUACCCCCAAUCCCCCACUCCAUUCAAUUCCUUCCCUUACCCGCAUCCUCCUCCGUUACCAAAUGCUUACCCAAAUACACACACUUCACUCUUUCCUCCUUUCUCUAUCCCCUCAUAUCUCUCUUCCUUCUCAAUACACCAUCGUCAAGCUCCUAGCUGCCCAUGACCACAUUCAUGACGCCAUUUCUCUCUUCCGCUCUACUCGCUCUCAUCACCCACCACCCGAAGUCUCACUCUACAAUUUGCUUAUACAGAAAUCUUUAAAAUUUGAUUUCCCCAAUUUUAUGUAUUGGUUGUAUGAAGAUAUGAUUUCCGCUUCCGUUUCCCCUGUUACUUAUACCUUCAAUCUUCUCAUUGAUGGACUCUGUAAUUCGGAUCGUUUGGAAGAUGCCCGCCACCUGUUUGAUGUUAUGCCUAACAAAGGGUGUCAGCCCAAUGAGUUCACUUUCGGGAUUUUGAUCCGUGGGUAUUGCAAAUUUGGACUUUCUUUACAUGGUUUGAAACUUCUGGAUAGGAUGAGGAUGAUGGAUGUUUGUCCUAAUGUGAUAAUCUACAACACUCUAAUAGCAAGUUUCUGCAAGAAAGGCGACGUUGAUGAGGCUGAGAGGUUGGUUGAGAGGAUGAGGGAGGACGGGCUAGUUCCUGAUGUUGUUACCUUCAAUUCUAGGAUCUCAGCUCUUUGCAACUCGGGGAAGAUUCUUGAAGCUUCGAGAAUUUUCAGAGAUAUGCAAAUCGAUGAGGUAUUCGGCUUGCCAAGGCCUAAUGUUGUAACUUUCAAUUUGAUGUUGCAGGGAUUUUGUGAGAAAGGGAUGCUGGAAGAAGCAAGGACACUGACAGAAUCUAUGAAGAAAGAUGAUAUUUUCUUUAAUGUGCAGAGCUACAAUAUCUGGUUGUGUGGACUGGUUAGGAAUGGAAAGCUGUUGGAGGCUCAAACAGUUCUGAAAGAAAUGUCCCAAAAUGGAGUAGAUCCCACGAUUUAUUCAUAUAACAUCGUGAUUGAUGGCCUCUGCAAGAAUGGGAUGCUUGGUGAUGCGAAAAUGUUGAUGAGCUUAAUGAUACAUGAUGGUAUAUUCCCAGAUACAGUUACGUAUAGCACUCUACUCCAUGGCUACUGCACAAAAAGUAAAGUGACUGAGGCAAAGAAUAUUCUGCAUGAGAUGAUGAAUAGUGGAUGCAUUCCAAAUAAAUACACUUGUAAUACUCUACUUCAUAGCAUGUGGAAAGAAGGGAAAGUAUCAGAGGCACAACAGUUACUGCAGAAGAUGAAUGAGAGAGGUUAUGGCCUGGAUACUGUGAGCUGCAACAUCGUGAUUCAUGGUCUUUGCCGAACUGGAGAGGUGGACAAAGCUGUUGACAUUGUGAGUGAAAUGUGGAGUCAUGGAAGUGUUGCCCUUGGCGAUCUUGGAAAUUCGUUUAUGAGUUUGGUUAACAAAGAUGAUCAUGGUAGGAAAUGUCUGCCUGACUUGAUCACCUAUUCAACCAUUAUUAACAGUUUAUUCAGAGAAGGGAAGCUUGAUGAAGCUAAGAAGAAGUUUAUUGAGAUGAUGAGAAAGAAGUUGUACCCUGAUUCAAUUAUUUACAAUACUAUUUUACAUCAUUUGUGUAAAGGAGGAAAGAUAUCAUCUGCAUUUCAAGUUCUAAAGGACAUGGAGAAGAAAGGUUGUAAAAAGAGCUUACGGACUUAUAAUUCUUUGAUACUCGGAUUGGGGAAUAAAAAUCAAAUAUUUGAAAUGUGUGGCCUGAUGGAUGAAAUGAGAGAAAAAGGAAUUUCUCCAAAUGUUUACACUUACAAUAUCAUGAUUGGAUGUUUAUGCAAAUCUGGGAGAACUGAAGAAGCAAUUCCUCUUUUGAAUGAAAUGUUUCAGAAAGGAAUAAUUCCUAAUAUUCAUACCUUUGAGUUACUUAUUAAAUCAUAUUGCAGGACUGGUGAGUUCAGACCAGCUCAAGAGGCAUUUGAUAUAGCCUCCAGUAUAUGUGGUCACAGUGAAGCGCUCUACGCACUGAUAUUCAAUGAAUUUCUUGCUGGCGGUGAAAUCUUGGAAGCUAAGAAAUUUCUGGAAACUGCAAUAGACAAACACUUAGAUCUAGGAAGUUUCCUUUACAAAGAUCUUAUAGACAAGCUCUGUAAGGUGGAGAAUUUAAAAGGUGCUCAUGAUAUUCUCACCAAGAUGAUGCACAUAGGGUAUGGGUUUGAUCCUGCAUCCUUCAUGCCAGUUAUUGAUGGCUUACAUAAAUUGGGACAAAAGCAUGAGGCAGAUGAACUAGCGGAGAGGAUGCUAGAGAUGGUUUCAGAAGGUAAGGUGGGUAAUAAAGCUUACCAAAACUAUAGGGAGUUAAAUCACAUAAAGCGAAGUAAAUAUGGCGGAGAUGGUUGGCAGGCAAUUGUUCACAGAGAUGAUGGAAGUGCAGCAGCCUUGAAAAAUUUGAAGCGGGUGCAGAAAGGGUGGGGUCAAGGAAGUAUAUCAUGUCUUCAAACUCCCAAAAAUGGUAUUUUGGAUGACUAAGAAACUAUUAAUUGGAUGUUCCAAGAAACUAUUAAUUGGAUGUUCCUUUCUUCGCGAUAGUGGAUUGUGAGUUUAGGGAAUUGGUAGCAAAACAUGAUCCCCUUGAAAACUAAACGAUGCAUCCAGAUAAAGGAAGCAUAUCUAGUUUCUAAGCCAUAAAUGAUUAUUGGGUCUGCCAUGGAUGCAAGCAAAUGGAGCUCUGUGCCAAUACAGGACAAUGAAUCACUCUUUGCAGUUUUAUAAAAGUUGUCGUUGUCACUUUUUUUGCUACUGCUCCAUUCCUGAUCUGGCCUUAAUAUAAUAUUUUGGAUGCACUUCAGUUUCAUUCUUCCUUUUUCAAUUAAAAAGCCAGAGAUUGAUUUGAUAGAAGAUGCAUACAUGAAAAUUGAAACAUUUGAGUUCUUUCACGAACUAGCUAAUAUUUUUAGCUACCUGGUGAAAGAACUCAAAUAUUAGCCACCUUCACCAGCUGAAGGAACUGCAGUAGCUGAAACCCCCAAAUCGGGUCUAUAAGUCUGAGCCCACAUCAAUUGUGGAACAUUGCUCUCUUGAUGACUGGGUCACGUGCUUGCGCUAAUCCAUUGUAAGUUUCAUAUUACUGCCUCCAAGUUAUGAAUAUGAAUCAAGUAUCAUCAAUUUCCACUGUUUGAAGACUAUUUUUGAAGAAAAAAGAAUGAUCAGGGAUCCAGCUGCAAUGAGUGACUAUGGGAACUUCUCAAUGUUUACCAUUGGAGAACCUAUGGAAGAACUAGAGAAGUGAGAACCCAGACAUGGGUGUACUCUGGGAGGAAAAAUUAGCAGUGUUGGAGAUAAGCAGAUAUCUAAUUUAACAUUGUCUCAUUGGGUGAACUACAUUUUAUGUACAAUUAUGAACUAUCUUACUAUGCACUUUUGUGAAGGGACGAGAGGGAAGAUCUCAAUAUUGUAUUUCCUGCCCAAAUAUUGUAUAUAGUCUAUACUUCCUCUUUGAGUUUCAUUGUAGUGGUGACUUUGAGAAUAUCGACCAAUUUGUUCAUUAACUGAAAAUAUAUUAGCAAGAAGAAUUGUUUGCAUCCCCUUGA
Solanum dulcamara is the source of this 3759-nucleotide messenger RNA. Its product is annotated as pentatricopeptide repeat-containing protein At2g17140. The record is from RefSeq and is a predicted model, not a curated record. NCBI's taxonomy places the organism in Eukaryota, Viridiplantae, Streptophyta, Magnoliopsida, Solanales, Solanaceae. The transcript has 4 exons. Gene Ontology annotation, molecular function: protein binding. Bases 104 to 2698 code for a protein of 864 amino acids.